CAAUGGAAAGCUCGGGCGUUAUCAUGGGUACUAGAAAUUGUAUGAAUGGAUGGAGAGUAACAUACUACACAAAUAUUCUUCUCUUAAUCCGUCAUACCGAUUUCUUCACCCUUAGCUGGGGUUAAUUGAUGAGAUAGAUGAACCGUUCAUGGCGACCUCAUCCGAAUACCCAAACAUCAAAGAUGAGUCGUCCUCAACCAGGCUCCUCUCCUCAGAUGACGAGUCAUGCGACUUCGAGUCGCCGGAGACAACGAAGCCAGGUUUUUGGAGCACAAGACGAUGGAUAUUAGUCUUGAUCAUCUCUAUUAUUGCUACCAAUACGAUAAGCAUAAUAGCAACUGUUCAAGUCACUCGCCAUCUUCAAAGAUGCCAAAGCGUAUCGGAGCCCCCGACUGGAAUAGCACCACUUCUACGUAGUAUACCUUCCGACAUAAAGCCUACUCGGGCCAACACGCCAUUCUAUAAUAGAGAGAAUAGCACAUAUCGAAAUCAUGACUCACCCUCUACAGAGGCGGCUUGGUUAGAACUGACACAGAUUCACGCUGGUAUUCUGUUAGUACCGAAGGAAGAAGCUAAAGAGUCCGGUAUUGACCCAGAAAUUCAUGCAUAUUUUGACAAUCCUGAGAAAGGACUGGUCGGUCACCCAGUUCUCAUUGAAGCAACUCAUCAAUUGCAUUGUCUGAACUUACUCAGACGAUAUUCUUACUUUAACUUCAACUACACUAGUGUAGCGGAACAGGUGGCUCUCUCAGGAACCACGGCAUAUUACCAAAGCCUCCACGUUGAUCAUUGCGUUGAAUAUUUACGUUAUCGACUCAUGUGUACUGCGGAUGUUGGGAUUGUUCCGUUCGUAUGGGCUGGCACGAAGGGUCGCCUGACGGCGGACAUGGACCGUAUGCACACAUGUAGAGAUUAUGAAGCGGUACGGCAAUUUGUGAAGAAUAAUUCGAUCCCUCGCCCAAAAGAGGGAGAAGUCAAGCCAAAGCCAGGCGAUCAUACUGUAAAUGAUUAUAUCUAA
Molecule: messenger RNA, 1018 nt
Organism: Annulohypoxylon maeteangense
Lineage: Eukaryota; Fungi; Ascomycota; Sordariomycetes; Xylariales; Hypoxylaceae
Exons: 4
Coding region: 149-1018 (289 amino acids)
Biological process (GO): mycotoxin biosynthetic process
Source: RefSeq, a predicted model, not a curated record